CGGGCGCACACUGCCGAGCCCCCGCCACCCUGCCACCCCGCUCAGGUCCCCAGGCCGCAGCUCUGCCCGCCACGCACGCACACGCCCCUCAAUGACAUUUCUCCAGGGCGCGCGGCGCUGAGCCCAGGCCGGCGCGCGUCCGCCGAGGGAGAGGUCCGCCUUCCCGCGGAGACCCGACCCCGGGCGGCGGCGCAGGGCGCCCGCUCCUCCCGCUGCUCCCGCUCCUCCUCCUGCUCCCCGCCGCCGCCGCCGCGUGGAUGCCAAGUACCAGUUUUCCAGGCCCUUCCAAGUUUCCACUCGGCCCUCCGGCUGCUGUCUGCGGGAGCGGAGAAACUUUGAGGCCCGCGCCGCCCGCCGGCGGCACCAUGAAGUCGGCGGAGGAAGAGCACUAUAGUUAUGCAUCCUCCAGUAUUGGUCCUGGUCUGCCCCUCUCCACAGCACACCCCUCACUGCCAGCCCCAUGCCACGACCUGCAGACAUCGGCCCCGGGCAUCUCAGCUGUGGCGUCAGCAAGUCACCCCUCGGGGUAUGGAGGUGCUGUGGACAGUGGGCCCUCGGGCUACUUUCUCUCUUCCGGCAACGUCCGGCCCAAUGGAGCCCCCGCCCUGGAGAGCCCCCGCAUCGAGAUCACCUCGUACCUGGGGCUUCACCACAACAACAGCCAGUUUUUCCACGACGUGGAGGUGGAAGACAUUAUCCCCAGCUCCAAACGGUCCCCUUCCACAGCCACUUUGAAUCUGCCCAACCUAGAGGCCUACCGAGACCCCUCGUGCCUGAGCCCGGCCAGCAGCCUGUCCUCCCGCAGCUGCAACUCCGAGGCCUCGUCCUACGAGUCCAACUACUCGUACCCGUACGCGUCCCCACAGACAUCCCCAUGGCAGUCUCCCUGCGUGUCCCCCAAGACCACAGACCCUGAGGAGGGCUUCCCCCGAGGCCUGGGGGCCUGCAGCCUGCUUGGCUCCCCUCGACAUUCGCCCUCCACCUCACCCCGCGCGAGCGUCACCGAGGAGAGCUGGCUGGGGGCCCGCACCUCCAGGCCCUCGUCCCCCUGCAACAAGAGGAAGUACGGCCUCAACGGCCGGCAGCUCUCCUGCUCCCCGCACCACUCGCCCACCCCAUCCCCGCACAGCUCACCAAGGGUCAGCGUCACCGAUGACACGUGGCUGGGCAACAGCACACAAUACACCAGCUCGGCCAUCGUGGCCGCCAUCAACGCCCUGAGCACCGACAGCAGCCUGGACCUGGGCGAUGGCGUCCCAGUCAAGGCCCGAAAGACCGCCCUGGACCAUUCUCCCUCGGUGGCACUCAAGGUGGAGCCGGCUGGUGAGGACCUGGGGACCACGCCGCCCACGUCUGAUUUCCUGCCCGAAGAGUUCUCCUCCUUCCAGCACAUCCGGAAGGGCGCCUUCUGCGACCAGUACCUGUCGGUACCACAGCCCCCCUACCAGUGGGCCAGGCCCAGGUCCCCAACAUCCUAUACCAGCCCGUCUCUGCCCGCCCUUGACUGGCAGCUGCCGUCGCACUCGGGACCCUACGAGCUGAGGAUCGAGGUGCAGCCCAAGUCCCACCACCGAGCUCACUACGAGACCGAGGGGAGCCGGGGGGCCGUGAAGGCGUCGGCGGGAGGACACCCCAGCGUGCAGCUACAUGGCUACUUGGAGAGUGAGCCGCUCACGCUGCAGCUGUUCAUCGGGACGGCAGACGACCGCCUGCUGAGACCGCAUGCCUUCUACCAGGUCCACCGGAUCACUGGGAAGACCGUCUCCACCACCAGUCACGAAGCCAUCCUCUCUAACACCAAAGUCCUGGAAAUUCCACUUCUGCCGGAAAAUAACAUGAGAGCCAUCAUCGACUGUGCUGGGAUCCUGAAGCUCAGGAACUCUGACAUCGAGCUGCGCAAAGGGGAGACGGACAUCGGGAGGAAGAACACCAGAGUGAGGCUGGUCUUCCGGGUCCACAUCCCGCAGCCCAACGGCCGGACGCUGUCGCUGCAGGUCGCUUCCAACCCCAUUGAGUGCUCCCAGCGGUCGGCCCAGGAGCUGCCCCUAGUGGAGAAGCAGAGCGCAGCCAGCUGCCCCGUCCUCGGCGGGAAGAAGAUGGUCCUGUCCGGCCAUAACUUUCUGCAGGACUCCAAGGUCAUCUUCGUGGAGAAAGCACCAGAUGGCCACCACAUCUGGGAAAUGGAGGCGAAAACCGAUCGAGACCUGUGCAAGCCAAAUUCGUUGGUGGUCGAGAUACCGCCGUUUCGGAAUCAGAGAAUAACCAGCCCCGUCCAAGUCAAUUUUUACGUCUGCAACGGGAAGAGGAAGAGAAGCCAGUACCAGCACUUCACCUAUCUUCCUGCCAACGUUCCAAUCAUAAAAACAGAGCCCACUGAUGAUUACGAGCCUGCCCUGACCUGUGGACCAAUGAGCCCGCUCCCGAAGCCGUGCUACAGCCAGCAGCUCUCCAUGCCGCCCGACCCGGGCUCCUGCCUCGUGGCCGGCUUCCCGCCCUGUCCGCAGAGAAGCAGCAUGAUGUCACCACCACCGAGUGCCAGCCCGAAGCUCCACGACCUUUCUUCCGCUCCCUACAGCAAGGGCAUAGCCACCCCGGGCCAUGGUCACCUCGGACUUCAGCGGCCAGCCGGAGGCGUCCUUGCCAUUCAGGAGGUGCCGAGACCCAUGGGCGCACACCCCGGCUCCCCCCAGCAGCCGCCGCCCACCCUGCUGCAGCCACAGGUGAGUCCACAGCUGAGCAGUAGCUGUUCCCCGGGUGGCCAGCCAGCACUCUGUCCCAACAGCUCCUCCUCUCCACUACCGUCUGGUACCCAAGAGCCGACCUGUUUGCAGUCCUGCAGCCCAACCCGCCCGUCCGUGAUGGGCCACCAGCAGCACCAGCCGCCCAAGGUUCCGAGAAACGAGUCUGCAGCCACCCAGCCUCUGCCGCUGCCCGAGGUGCGUGAGGACAGUAAUCAUAGUCUGGCCCCCAUUCCCGUAACGGUCAAGCGAGAGCCUCAAGAGUUGGACCAGCUGUACCUGGACGACGUAAAUGAAAUAAUACGAAAUGACCUCUCCAGCACCAAUGUCCAUUCAUAGUUGGCGACCUGGGAACUCACUUAUCGCUGCAUGGUGUCAAUUCGACGGGUGACACUUGAGCUUCGGUGUACAAAGACUUCUGACUAAAUAAACUGAACACACAGCUGGUACCACUCAGAACUUCCAACUUAACAGAAGGUUUAUAUUAUAUGUACAAAGAAGUAGCUCUGGAAGGAAGGAAGGAAGGAAGGAACGAAGGACGGACGAACCACUCCGUCAUCUGAAGGAAAAGUCGUCUCAAGAAGGAAGUGAGGAGAGUGUGGUGCAGUGAGUGCAGGAGACCGACUGCGUGAUGGCACCUCUCCCGGGAGUAACCGACGUGCGGCCUGAGCCCAGCCUACCUGUCAGGUACCCCAGGAUUUCAGUACUGGAAGUGCCUUAUUUAACAGACCACAGCAUCAGGGCAUCAUAGAACUGAGCAUCGAACUGCUACCAGGAGAGUAUUUGUAGGUACCAGGAGAGUAUUUGUAGGAGCCAAAGCUGUAAAACCAUUUCAUCGAGAGGCUUUAUCCUUCGUAUAAAUUAGGAGAAUACUGGCAAGCCGGGCAUUGUGAGAAGAACCUAACGCACUUCCUACUUUUUUCAACUUUUCCUGGGCUGUCGUACACAAUUUUGUUGCCUUAUUCAAUGCAUUUUAGAAAUCUUCCAGUUUGUCAUCUCAGCUCUUUCAUAAUAUCCUUCCCUCCCCUGUCUUACUGAAACCGUAGGAUUGUUAAUUGUAGCAUGCUAGGAUUUUGUUUGUAAUCUGGCUUCAAACAUAGCACAAGAUAGGUUACUGGACAAAAAAAGAAAGCUACCUGUCAUAGGAUAGAUCUUGCAUUUGCAUGUAUGUACAUAUAUAGGCAUAUAUUUAUGUAUAAAUAAUAAAGAACUGAGGUGGUGAUGUUCACUCUUCGCCCGGCGUGGGUUUCUGUGUUAGCAAUGACCAGUAUCCACUUUGGAAAAUGCAUAUAAGACUCCAAACCUGGCUUUUCAGCUACUUCCACGGGGGUCCAUUGCCCCCUGACAGGUCUGCAUUUUCUCACGUCAUGCAGUUAGCCGUGCACUUUAGAAAGCCAGGAGAGCUGCACUCAAAGUACCCGUAUGUUACCAAAUGGCAAAAUUGGAAAGUAACUGUAAAUAACGUUACAAAAGGAGUGUAAUAUAUUUGUUCAGCUGUAAGAUUAUUAUUUCACAGAAGCCUUAUAACUCUGCUUCGUCUAAGAAAACGAUUACCAAAAACAAGGUUUUAAUAUGAGCGACGGUAGCAUGUUUUCAGAUUAGUUACUGUUCACAGAUGGGUUAGUGUGCUCUUUACUCUUGCAUUUUGUACAAUUAACAGCUUAUUACACCCUAUUACUGGCAGUGACCUGUUGUUUCACAUAACCAAAAAGCAUGGUUUAAUUAAAACAUGUUUAACCUAAUAGUUGUGCCUUAGGAAUUCCUGCCCCCUCAUGGAACGUGCCUGAAUUGCACCUGCAGGUGGAGGUUGUAAGUUAUGUCAUUAAACAAUGUUAUGGUGGAGAAAGCUCUCCCAAAGAAAGAAUUAUUUUUAAAAUGUUCUGUACGAUUAUGUCUUACUUUUUUUUAACUCACAGAAAGAAACAAAAAUCUAAAAGCCAUAUCUGUAACAUUUGAACAAAACUGUGAAGAGCUGAAGAUGUAUGGCUGCGUGUAUAUAGGAGCCUGCCCCUCGCAGGCUGCACUCCUGCCUGUUAUCCCAGAAGUUACCCCCCAUCUAGCAUCUAGGAGCUGCAUGAAACCCUUCUUAGUAGACUCUCAUAUGGAAAGGAAAUGUUUGAUAUUGGUGUCAGCUAUCUUUGUAGUUAGACAAUUAGAUACAAUAAAGCAAUAUUUUUUG
Messenger RNA from Diceros bicornis minor, 4917 nucleotides. It is a transcript of the gene NFATC1, whose product is annotated as nuclear factor of activated T cells 1. The transcript has 10 exons. Gene Ontology annotation, cellular component: transcription regulator complex. Gene Ontology annotation, molecular function: DNA-binding transcription factor activity, RNA polymerase II-specific; RNA polymerase II cis-regulatory region sequence-specific DNA binding; transcription factor binding. Lineage: Eukaryota; Metazoa; Chordata; Mammalia; Perissodactyla; Rhinocerotidae. The record is from RefSeq and is a predicted model, not a curated record. Gene Ontology annotation, biological process: regulation of transcription by RNA polymerase II; calcineurin-NFAT signaling cascade; cytokine production. The coding region runs from base 258 to 3077 and encodes 939 amino acids.